UUUUCACAAUUUUCUAGCGGCAUUUUUUGUUAAUAGUUCAUUGAGAAAAGUUUCGACUGCGUAUACAGGUGAAAAACGCUGUUAUUGAAAAAUAAUAAAGGCCAAAACAAAGUAUUGAAAAUCUAAACAAAUACCUUAACCACCCAGCGAAAUGGCGACAAAAAUAUUUGUGGGUAGCCUACCGCCCGGCACCAAGCCUGAGGAAUUACGACAUCUCUUUGAAGAUUACGGAGUUGUGGUGGAAUGUGAUGUUAUGAAUCGUUGUGGAUUUGUGCACAUGGAAACAAAAGAAAUGGCCAACACGGCGAUUGCAGCACUACACUCAACUGAAUUCAAAGGACAAAUGAUUGUUGUAGAACUAGGUCGGCCAAAAGAUAGGAAGCCAAAUGCGGACAAUGGACGGGGGGGACAUGUAAGGUCACGAGGUGCAGCACGUGGCGGAGGUGGUAGGAGCUCCGGGCCAGGAGGUCGUGGUGGCGGAACAGGCGGUAGAGAUAGUGAUACAAUUGAUGCUAGCAAUAACAGACAAAACUUUGGUAAUAAUUCCGGACGUGGUGCACCAAAAAAUAAAUUCAAUCAAGGCAGCGGCCCCAUACGGAAUGAUCACUUCAAACAACAACAACGUAACAUGCCUUAUCAACGAAGGAACGAUGGUCCUGGUGGUAAUUCUAACGAUGGCGGAAAAUUUGGUAAUCAUAGAGGAAAAUUCAAUAGUGGAAAUGCCAGCGGAUCUAGAGGUUUCGGUGGUCGUGGAGGUGGUGACAGUGGACCACAAAAUUUUAAUAACUGGGAAAAACAGACACUUGAUGGCAAUGCUCAUUUUGAUGGCAUGAACAAUUUCAAUGACAACGAGGGCUAUGGCAAUAAUUUUGGUGGCAAUUCGGGCGGUAAUCUGGGUGGAGGUUUUGGCGGUAAUAAGGGUAUUAGCGGUCAGGAUAGAAGAGGCUUCGCCUUGCCUAUGGGCGGACGUGGUGCUGGUCAGCGUUUCGGUAAUGGAAAUCCUGCUUUUGCAGCUGGAAAUCCUGUUGCCGCAUUUGGUGGAAGUGGCAUGCAAAGUAAUAUCGGCCCACCAAACAAUUCUACUGAAGGUCUGUUCAGUAGAAGAAAUAACAACGGUUCAAAUGGUCAAGGAAAUAUGUCUGCACGUGGUGGAUUCCAUGGCGGCUUUGGCAAUAGUCAAGGUGGUGGCAAUGUAAAUAGUGGUGGUCGUGGCGGCUUUAGGCGUGGCGAUGGUGUUGGUGGCAAUGCUGGUGGAGGCAAUAAUGAAAGAUUUUCGGCGCCGAAUAAUUACAACAGUAAUUUCCCUCCACUCGGAGCGCAAGGAUUCGGUGGACGUGGUGGGCCGGCGCGUAACGGUCGUGGUGGUGGAAAUCAACGCAAUGGCCCACGUCAAAACACGAUGCCCUAUCAACGUUUUUGAAAAUAACCUCAAGAAAGCGAAUUCACCAAUGCGUUUAUCUGCGUAGAAUAAUGUGGAAUUCGUGUAUUACAGUUAGACUAACACUAUGGAUAGGCAAUCCAUAACGAGUCAUGUUCAUGUGCGAAAACUUGUAUGUACAAAGUUAAUACGUGACUCGCCACAAAUUAGAUAUGACGGAGUCAUAUAAACUAUUUCAAUUUUAUAAUAUAAAAAAAAAAAAAAUAAUAUAAACAAAUAUUAGAAUAUAAGCUACAGGAGGGCGUCAAUAUGUUGUAUAUAUAUAUAUUAAAUAUCACAUGUAAAAUACAUAGCAUAUUCUAAGUAUAGAACAAAAUAAUUAAAUAGGAAAAUUACAAAUUUAAAAACAACAAAACAACAACGUGCAGACCACUUUUACAACAACUCUGAAUAAAAAUUAAUAACAAAUCAAUGAAGAUUUUUCUUAAAGAGAUUAAUUUGCACUCACGCCGUAUAUAACGUAAUGUUUUUUGUGUGCAAAAUAUGUAUUAUUGAGUACAUGACAACAAUACAUUUACCUGACCGAUUAUUGAUAUAUUUUUAAAUAAAAAAAUAAUAUGCUUAAGUUUGUAAAUAGAUGAACAACAAUGAAAAUGCCCAAGUUAUUGCACAAGCAAAUAUGUUUUAAUUUUUUUUUUUCGCACUUAUCUAUUUAAAAUCUUGCUUUAGUUAUAGUUCCACCUUUUUUGCAAUAUAAUUGAAUAAAGAAAUACUUAAUUUUUUAUUAAAAUUGAAAUAUACAUACUUUCAGUGCCGUUAUUAGUGUUUAGAAAAAUGGUUCUACACGUCAAAAUUAAUGACUGACAAUGAGUUACGUAAAAUUAGCUACAUAAAAGUAAUUGUUAAGUGUUGUUUUUUUGGUGAAUAUGAAAGUGGAAAUGGAGUUUCAAAAAUUUAACCGUAAAUUAACGUGUAUUAAAAAGAAAAAAUGUAGUAAUAUUACAUUAGACUAACAUAGAAAUUCGAAAUUUUCGAAAACGGUUGUAAGUAUUCGAAAUAAAUCAAAUAAUUGUUAGAAAUACUAUCAGAGCACAGUAUAUUUUGACGCCUGUUUCUCUAUAAUUAAAGAGAAUAACAAUUGAAAUUCGUUAUUACGCUACUUCAAUAACCUGGU
Molecule: messenger RNA, 2552 nt
Organism: Zeugodacus cucurbitae (melon fly)
Lineage: Eukaryota; Metazoa; Arthropoda; Insecta; Diptera; Tephritidae
Product: heterogeneous nuclear ribonucleoprotein A3 homolog 2
Exons: 5
Coding region: 152-1420 (422 amino acids)
Cellular component (GO): cytosol
Molecular function (GO): mRNA binding
Source: RefSeq, a predicted model, not a curated record